AUGUCUCAACUUCGAAAGAGGAGCUGGCGCGACGUGGUCGACCUCACCGGCGAGGACAGUGACCACGAGCCCCCCUCACAGGCAAGAAGACUUUACUACGCGACAUCCACAUCGACCCCGACGCCUACACAAACCUUCGAGCCGGACUCUGUGGACUUGACUCAGGAAGAUGAUGGACCAAUUAGAGAGCUGUACGGGACAUUGGAGGGUCAGCUGACAGGCGAGAAGGAGUUCUACGACUGUCCAGUCAAGCUCUCCUUCUAUGGACCAAGUGAUGCCACACAAAGAGCCACCAUCGAAGCCAAUUUGAAGAAGGACAAUCUCGUGAAAGCAACACAGCUCAAGCAGACUAAGAAGGAUGCUGAAGCUCGGAGGCGCAUUCAAGAUUUGCGGAACGGAGGGUCAACGGCUGGCGUAGGGGAAGCCGUCGUCAUCGAGGACGAGCCAACUGUUACACUUGAGAGCCUACUCAGCAACAGCGAGGCCGUGAACUUUAGGGCAGAUAAGGAUGCGAUCAAAACCUUGGCUCUUAGCGAGCAACAGCUCGCACAGAUGCCUCAGGCGGCACAGCCUCCUCAGCUGUCCGCGACAUUACUACCAUACCAACUGCAAGCGCUGGCGUGGAUGAUGGCAAAGGAGCAUCCUUCGCUUCCCAAUACCGACAAGGAUGAUGCAGUGCAGCUCUGGAGACGGCACCCGAACAAGACUUUGUAUUGGAACAUUGCGACCGACUUCUACACGAAAACGCCACCACAGCUCCUUUCUGGCGGUAUACUUGCCGAUGACAUGGGUCUCGGCAAAACUCUCGAGACGAUCAGCCUUAUUCUUACAGGAGGUCCAGGCUCGACACUGAUUGUCGCCCCUGUGAGUGUGAUGAGCAACUGGGAGCAGCAAAUACAGAGGCAUGUCCGUCAGGAGAACCAACCUUCGACUAUAAUCUACCACGGCGGCAAGAAGCUAACCGCCGAGGAACUGUUGGAAUAUGACGUUGUCAUCACAAGCUAUGGGAAGCUCACGUCAGACAGUAUCUUGACAUCAGACAAGGUGGAGUGGCGGCGCGUGGUUCUCGAUGAAGGCCACACGAUUCGAAACUCGAAGACAAAGGUGGCCAUGGCCGCUUGCAAACUUCAGGCCAAGUCACGCUGGGUCCUCACGGGCACACCAAUCAUCAACCACGUGAAGGAUCUUCAAUCUUUGGUCAGGUUCCUUGGCAUUAGGGGUGGCAUCGAGCAACCACACAUCUUCAACAGCGUGAUAACACGCCGGCUGGGAGACAGUGACCGUGUAGGCGAGGCGCUCCUGCAGAACCUCAUGCAGGACUUAUGCUUAAGGCGCCGAAAGGACAUGAAGUUUGUCGACCUCAAGCUACCUGAGAAGAAGGAGUUUGUACAGCGCAUUCCAUUUUACCCAGAGGAGAAGCAGAAGUACGAUGCGCUACUAGCAGAAGCCAAAGGCGCUUUGGAGCAGUUUCAAGCCAGGAAGAGUGUCCAGACAGGUGGUCGCUUCACCAAUGUGCUUGAACGUCUAUUGCGACUCCGCCAAGUUUGCAACCAUUGGACCCUGUGCAAGUCUCGCGUGGAGGAUCUUAUGCGUCUGCUGGAAGACGAGGACGUUGUCGAACUGACGCCGAAGAACACUGCACUGCUCCAAGAAGCUCUCAGACUCUACAUUGAGUCGCAAGAAGACUGCGCCAUCUGCUACGAUACUCCUGUUGCACCAGUCAUCACACACUGCAAGCACGUCUUCUGCCGCGGAUGCAUAACGCGCGCAAUUCAGAUCCAACACAAGUGCCCCAUGUGUCGCAACCAGCUAGAAGAAGAUCACCUCCUCGAACCGGCCCCGGAAGAAGGCGAGGCCGAUGUCAACUUCGACGGCGAGACGCAGAGCUCCAAGACUGAAGCAAUCACCCAGAUCAUCAAGGCGGUUACGAACAAGCGCGGUUCCAAAGCCAUCGUCUUCUCACAGUGGACGAGCUUCCUGACCGUCGUGCAAGCCCAGCUUGAAGCAAAGGGGAUCAAGUUCACCAGGAUUGAUGGUAGCAUGAACGUUGCCAAACGCGAUCAAGCCAUCGCUGCGCUAGACAACGACGACGAGACACGAGUCAUGCUCGCAAGGUGGGCGCCUGCAAUCGAGGACCAGGCUAUUGACCGCGUGCAUCGACUAGGGCAAACGCGCGAGACGACAGUCUUCCGUCUUGUGAUGGAAGGAUCGGUGGAGGACCGAGUACUGGACAUUCAGCGCGACAAGAGGGAGAUUGUCAGCAAGGCUUUCCAUGAGAAAGGAGAGAACAAGAAGGCUAAGGAGACGCGCCUGGCUGACCUGCAGAAACUCCUGAGUUGA
Messenger RNA from Emericellopsis cladophorae, 2340 nucleotides. RefSeq lists its product as uncharacterized. The transcript has 4 exons. The record is from RefSeq and is a predicted model, not a curated record. Bases 1 to 2340 code for a protein of 779 amino acids. Gene Ontology annotation, molecular function: ATP binding; ATP-dependent chromatin remodeler activity. Lineage: Eukaryota; Fungi; Ascomycota; Sordariomycetes; Hypocreales; Bionectriaceae.